AUGCCAUACUAUGUCCAUAUAGUAGUGAGAGGCGCUCUCAACAGCAGCUUGUAUGUUCUCACCACCCUUAACCGGGAGACUGCCGACUAUUUCUACCGACAACUGCAAGAGCACACCCCCAUAAAGGCAUUGGGAUUUACUCCACUUAAAACAAUCUACUCCCCCACGUUCUGGUCCGUCGAUCCAACCCAGGACAAUACCGACAUGUUAUUGACCAAUCUCAUCACCGAAAUCCACCAGGGCACGAACCGGGACAUCCCACAGAGAGCUCAACAUUGGCUGAAAGGGAAACUCUUCAUCAGCCCCCUUACCAACCAGAUAACUAUCAACCCUACCAAUCCUUCUGACGACAAUGCUUCUGGCCACGUCAACAAUCGAUGCUACUACAUCCGCAACCGGAAUGCACAAGAGUGGUGGUUUGUGCCUCCCAAUAAAGUUGAAGUGAAUGUUUCAAUAAGGAACCGUUCGAAAUUCUGCCUCCAAAUGUGCCCCAAGCGCAGUGAACCUCUGAUCCUAGUCGGCAGAGACAUUUUACAGCUCACGUUGAUGGAAAAGGGCAACACACACCGGUCUGUGGCCCUUUCCUUGGACAACCAACAACGUCUGGUGUGCCCCUCAGUCAGUAGCGCGGUAGAUCCUUUGAAGUUCUUCUUCUAUAAAUUUAGGGAAGGGGGGUUCAGUGUUAUUACGCCGUUUCAGGAUCAGGAUCCUUUGGUGCAGUGGACGCCGACUGGCGCUUUGGCUACGGAAGGGCCGGGGGAGGAUUGGAUGCUCGUCGCUUCGGAGUUUUUACCUCGCUGA
Molecule: messenger RNA, 801 nt
Organism: Aspergillus bombycis
Lineage: Eukaryota; Fungi; Ascomycota; Eurotiomycetes; Eurotiales; Aspergillaceae
Exons: 1
Coding region: 1-801 (266 amino acids)
Source: RefSeq, a predicted model, not a curated record